Funneliformis caledonium is the source of this 142-nucleotide messenger RNA. Lineage: Eukaryota; Fungi; Glomeromycota; Glomeromycetes; Glomerales; Glomeraceae. The record is from the annotation of a GenBank genome assembly.
UGAUACUUCAGAAAAUAUAAAAAGGAAUCAAAAUGAUACUAUCAUUGCACUUUUUCAAGGAAGUAAUGAAAGUUCUCAAGGAACAACAUUACCAAUAGCAAUGAAUAGACUACUAUUUAGAACUAUCACACCUAUACUCUAA